Malurus melanocephalus (red-backed fairy wren) is the source of this 4396-nucleotide messenger RNA. It is a transcript of the gene OMD, whose product is annotated as osteomodulin. The record is from RefSeq and is a predicted model, not a curated record. Gene Ontology annotation, molecular function: protein binding. Lineage: Eukaryota; Metazoa; Chordata; Aves; Passeriformes; Maluridae.
AUGAUGUGGCACAAAGCAGUUUUUCAAUUGUACUGGCAAAUCAGAAGAGGGGCCAAGGCUAUUAUUUUGUAUUGCCUUCCCACAAGGCUCCUCACCACAAAAUGUGGCUUAGGCAGACCUUUUGUUCCUCCAGCUGGGGUAGGCUAUGUCUCAGAUGAUUUCACCAGCACAAGAACUUGCUUCUCUCUACAACUUGAACUUCUCAGACUUCCAAGGAGUAAGUUUUCUUGGUCACAAUAUACAGAUUUAAAUAUGGGAAUUCUGGGCCAACUAUUGAUCUUUCACCUCCUCUGGGCUGCUUUUGUCUUUUGCCAAUAUGAAGACUAUGAUUUUGAGGAUGAAUAUGGUGGGGAGCCAGAUCAUCAGCUUCCAUAUUAUUUUAACCCAAACACCCAAGUUGAAGUUCCUCGUUUCCCUUUUCCAGUUGAGUGUGCCAGGGAAUGCUUUUGUCCACCAGCUUUUCCCUUAUCCAUGUACUGCGAUCACCGGGAACUCAAGACAAUACCAAACAUCCCCAGUCAUGUGCAACAACUUUAUCUUCAAAACAACAACAUUGAAGCCGUGCCUGCAGGACCAUUCACUAAUGUCACCUUUGUAAGGGAAAUUAACCUCAGCCACAACAAAAUUAAAUUCCAUAUGAUUGACCAUGGUGUUUUUGCCAAACUUUCAAACUUAGUGCAACUUCAUUUACAACACAAUGAAUUAGAAGAAUUUCCAUUCCCUCUGCCCAGCUCUCUAGAGAGACUCCUCCUCGGUUUCAAUAAAAUUUCCCGGCUACCUGGAAAUGCAUUGGAAGGACUGCCCAACAUGACCAUGCUUGACCUUUGCAAUAACUUACUUGAUGACUCAGUAUUCAAAGAAAAACCCUUUUCCAACAUGAAAAAUUUAAUGCAGCUUAACUUAUGCAACAACAAAUUACAGACUAUGCCUCCUGACCUGCCAUCAUCACUUCGGCAUCUCUCUCUUGAAAAUAACUCCAUUUCUCACAUUCCAGAAAACUAUUUCAGCAGACUUCCCCAAAUCAUUGCUCUAAGAAUGUCCCACAAUAACCUGCAGAAUGUUCCAUACAACAUCUUUAAUCUACCCAACCUUCUAGAACUUAAUCUUGGACAUAACAAAUUGAAACAGGUGUUCUAUAUUCCAAGAAGUCUGCAGCAUUUGUACAUUGAAGGCAAUGAAAUUGAAAACAUCAACGUGACCUUGAUGUGCCCAACUCUGGACCCACUCAACAUCAAUCAGUUAACCUACAUACGGGUGGAUCAGAAYAAGCUCACAAGCCCCAUCAGCACCUACGCCUUCUUCUGCUUCCCUCUCAUUAGAACCAUUUAUUAUGGAGAGCAAAAUGUCACUGUCAACAGGCCCACUCGGCUCAGAACACCGGUGUUCCGACGGUUUUUAACACCAGAGGAAUUCCAGGAAGCAGAAGACAAUCAUGAAACGCUCAAUCAAGAAACUGAAGAAGACCAUGAGGCAGAAGACAGCUAUUCUCAUCCUUACUAUCACUGAAAUAAUCAUUGCUAAUAAGUAUAUACAGAAAUUUUUCAUUAAUGUGGGUUAGUCAUAUCCAUCUUAGAACAAGUGGAUAGUUUCAGAUAUUUAAGAUGCAUCUAUAAAGUGGAGAUAGGAUUUCAAAGACAGUAAUUGUCCUGUUAUUGGUGUAGUAAAAAACAAUCCUAGGAACAAAGAGCCCUCACCUGAGCAUUAGAUAAAAGUCUAAUGUUCACACAACCUGGGAUGAUUAUGGGCUCACUUUUGUGUGAGCAGCCAAAGUGAAAGAAAAUGGACUUGAAAAACUUUUAUGUCCUAAGUGAUCCAGUUGCCAAAUGACUAAAAUACAAAUCACUGUCACAUUCAAUAGGAACAAGUGAUUAAGACCAAAAUCYCUCUAGUUCUACAUCCUACUGCUGACAGCAGAAGCAAAGAGACACACUACAGCAAAGAACAAGAGAGUAAGAUUACAAAAUACUUCCACAAGGUUCUUUCACAUCUCCCAGAAAUACAAAUGUUCCUUUUUCCAAUUUCUAAUUGGACAAGCAAAUCACCAAUGUGAAGCCUCAAACAUACUGUUUCAAAUGCCCUGACAAGCUGUAUUACAAUAUUUGAUUCUCUGGCUGUAUCUCAACUCUCACAAUCCUUCCAAUGAGAUUUCAGCUCAUUAUUACCACAGGCAAUAAACAAUCUUCCACCAAGCUGCUGGGAUCUGGGGAGAAGGAUGUGCAUUAACACACCUGAACCAUUACUAUUUAUAUUUUCUCUAUGCUUCAGCCCAUUUUAKUUUAGAAGACACAAAGAAAUGUAAUGUAAUCUUUUCAUUUAGAAUUUUUCAUCAAGAAGAACAGGAGCAAAGAAAAGCAUUGCAGGCUUUUUUAACUAUUAAUUUAGACUAUCCCUCUGCACAGCUAACACCAAUUAGCUGCAUUCUGCUUCAAAGUAGAAUCAACACUGCUUUAAGUAACCUGAAGAAAACUUUGAGCUAUGCACAUUUUUUAAACUCAUGUUUAUGCCUAGAAACAGAUCCAAGUAACUACAGGAAAAGAUAAGUAGGGCACUAUUGCUUUUUUUUCUCCAUUUUUAUUUUUCAGUGGYUUUUCCUGAUAGAGCUUUUCUAGCUGUAAGGAUAAAUCACUAUUUUCUACAGCAAAAUUACRUGUUUGCAAGUAAUAGAUCCAUACAUCAUACUACAGACUUUGCAUAAUUUUAUAUAGUCUUUUUAGCUAUCCUGCACUUAAAGUACAAUGUAAUCAGAUUUGAAUUUCUAAGAAGAUAGGCAGGUUCCUUUUUUCUCUUAGAAUUUCAAUUAUUUUUUAAGCUGAUCUUCACAUAUAUGGUUUCUGAUGUACUGACUCAUAUAUUAAGAAAAUUUUWAAAAUUACUUCUUUUGAAGACAAAGAUUUAUUGUAAAGCUAUGAUUAUCAACUUUAAAAAUAGAUGUAGUCUUCGAGAACAACUUGYACGCAUUUGUAGAUACAAAAUUUAUUCUAUCAUUAUUAAGUUGUGGAUCUUCAGACAAGUAACUGAGGAAAUCUGUUCUCCUUUAAAAAAAAAUUAACAUUUAUCACCCUCAAGUACCUCUGGGUUUAUGAAUAAGGAACACAUGCAUGYAUUCAUUCCUUCACUGAAGUACUUAAUAACAUAUAUGUACAGUAUAUACCAGAAUUUAGAUCGAUCUAUACCUUUAUAGCUUYAUUAACAUAUACAUGCAUUCUGUUAACUUUAGAGAACCUUUCAACUAUUUCAGAUUUUAAGUGAAUGGUACACCAAAUGCAAAUACCAAAAAUACUAAAAAAAUAUACACCAAAGAGAUUUCACCAUCAUUUUCCACUGCUGCUGCAAAAGUAUGAACUCUACAGGUAUAAAUUAAAUUGCAAUUUAUAGAAUUCCACAAAUAUAAACAUUUUUAAACCAUUUUGCCCAAAAUUUAUAUUUCUAGCAACCUAAUUAAUUUAAAAGGAAAAUAAAUAAUAACACAAUCUUUUAAUUCAUUGCAUUAAUUCAUUAGCUACAGAAAAAAAAAGAAAAUMAAGCAACAUCCCCCUAUGACAACACAAAACAGAUAAAUGCGAAGAGGAGCCAUGAACAGCACAAGGAACAGAUGCCUGGAACUSUGCAGUAAAAUAUGGAUAAGGCCAAUGAUUCUUGGGGCCCUGCCUCAAGUGUCCCAGUGGACACAGUAACAGCUCCCAACAAAUGAUGAUACUGUCAUAAGGAAGCAAUGCCAAUUCUGGAAGGAAUUCUAAGAAAUUGUAAUAAAUUGCAGUACAGUAGGUUGGCUUGUUUCAGGAUAUAACUGAUGUUACAUAGCAAAGUUCAAGAGAACAUAUGUUCGACAGAGGRGUCUGGGUGAACAGGGGUCUGUUGCUCUGGUUAUCAUUUGUAUUUCUUGAUUAUUGAUUUCUGUUCAAUAUUGUGCAUGAUUUUUACRAUGUGCUUUAUUCCUUUAUAACAAAGUAACUGAUAAAAGGAGCUUUUCUUUUCCAGAAAUGCAAGAAAUAAAGGUAAUGUCUUCAGCCUUAAAAAAUUCUGAUUGUAAAUCAGAAACAUAUGGAAGGAUGUUCAUACAAUCAUUAGGUCAUUUUUCAGCUGUCUCCAUUGUGCAGCUGCUGGCCCUAACAGUGACCUAAAUUAAUUUAAUUCACAGAGUCUUGGAAAUUGUUGCAACUUUUCAUAAAAAUGUUUAUGCAUAACUAUUUCACCUCGGGUAAUUCUCAGUCAAUUGUGAAUCUUGAAGAAUGAUCUAUGUUUUCUCUCUCAGACACAAUGACAUUUAUUUUACAUUUAAUACUACCUCUGAACCCUCCUCCAUCCCUCAAGGAUGCUGUGUUGGAAUAUACUUUGCUUUACACAACAACUCUUCUAUAGAAUCUCCUUCAGUCCUCAAACCAGCAAACAAACCAGG